AUGGCGGCAUCGUUCAACACCCUCGAGCGCGAACGUCUCUUCCGCAACCCCUCAGAAGAUUCCUACGGUGUUCCGAUCUUGCAAGAGGUUGUCGCACCACACUUGGAUUCCUUCAACAGCAUCACCAAAUUUGGUGACUCUGAGGAAGGUUUGCUUGAUUAUGCUGUCAAAGACAUUGGAAAAAUGUCUGUUUUCGACAACAGUCAGAACGAUACCAAUGUAACUGAAUCUGGUCAGAUUCUUGGUAACAAGCUCACCUACUGGAUCGAAGAUCCCAAGAUUCACAAACCCAUGGUCAACGAGAACGAUAUGCUUUCAAAGAGGCGCACAGUUCUCCCCACCGAAUCUAGAGAAAGAUUGGUGACCUACCGUGGAAAGCUUUCUGUCAAGCUCUGCUGGAGAGUAAACGAUGGUCCUGUAUCUUCCGAGUCCUUUGGUCUCGGACAGGUCCCGAUCAUGGUUCGUUCUAACCGCUGUAACCUGUACAAAAUGUACUCUAAGCAACUUGUGGAGAGCAUGGAAGAGUCUGAGGAGAUGGGUGGUUACUUUGUUGUGAACGGUAUCGAAAAGUUGAUCCGUCUCUUGAUUGUCCCUCGCCGCAACCACGUUACUGCCAUUAUCCGUAACUCUUUCCAGAAUCGUGGUUCUGCUUACUCUUCCUAUGGUUGUGCCAUUAGAUGUGCUAGACGUGAUCAGACCACACAGACCAAUACUGUUCACUACCUCAACGACGGCAACAGUAUGCUGCGUUUCGCCUGGCGUAAGCAGGAAUACAUGGUUCCUGUAGUCCUGAUUCUCAAGGCUUUGGUGGAUACUUCAGACAAGGAAAUAUUCGAUGCUCUCUGUCAGGGCGAUAUCAAGAACACUUUCUUGACUGAUCGUAUUGAACUUUUACUGAGAUCAUUCAAGAUCUACCCUCUCUACACACGCAACGACUGUCUCAAGUACUUGGGUGAGAAGUUCAGAAUUAUCAUGGGCCUCGAUGACGACUUGACCGACCGUGAAGUUGGUGAGGCUUUGCUUAAGAAGAUUGUCCUCGUUCAUCUCGACAACAACAGAGACAAAUUCAACUUGCUUAUUUUCAUGAUUCGUAAACUUUACUCUCUUGUUUCUGGUGAAUGUUGCCAGGACAACCCAGAUGCCCCUCAACAUCAGGAAGUUCUUUUGGGUGGUCAUUUGUUUAACAUGAUCCUCAAAGAGAAAAUUGGUGACUGGCUCACGGGCAUUAAGCAGCAGAUUCGUAACGAAAUUCGCAUGUUCCCUGCUAAAGUAGACUUUUUCAACAACAAGUACAUCUCAACUGCCUGCCGCAAGACACCCUCGGAUGUCGGUUCCAAGCUGUCUUACUUUAUGGCUACUGGUAACCUUGUCAGUAAGACUGGUUUGGAUUUGCAGCAGGCUACUGGUUACACUCUUGUUGCCGAGAAACUUAACUUCUACCGUUACAUCUCACAUUUCCGCUGUAUCCAUCGUGGUGCUUUCUUCGCCGAACUCAAGACAACCACUGUUCGUAAGUUGCUUCCCGAAGGUUGGGGUUUCCUCUGCCCUGUACACACUCCCGAUGGUUCUCCUUGUGGUCUUUUGAACCAUUUGGCUCACAAGUGCAAGGUCGUCAACGAACCUUUGUCUGUCGAUAAACUUCCCCCUCUUUUGGCUACCCUCGGUGUGUCUCAGGCUGUGUUGCAUUCUAUCAACCGUCCUGGAGAUGUGGCUGUGAUGCUCGAUGGUUGUAUCAUCGGUUGGUGUACACCCAAGUCUGCAGAGAAGAUUGCCACCAGACUCAAGGUUCUUAGAGUCAAUGGUGAAAAGGGUGUUCCUCUCGAUAUCGAAAUUGCUUCUGUACCUGUGUCUUAUGGUGGUGAAUACCCUGGUUUGUACAUCUUCUCUACACCUGCUCGUAUGAUGCGUCCCGUCAAGUUCUUGGCCAACGGAAAGACCGAUAUGAUCGGUACCUUUGAACAGGUUUACAUGGAUAUCGCUUGUAUGGAUGAUGAAGUUGUGCCCAAUGUCACUGCCUACCAAGAGUUCGCCCCCACCAACAUCUUCAGUAUCAUUGCAAACAUGACUCCCUUCUCAGACUUUAACCAGUCUCCCCGUAACAUGUACCAAUGUCAGAUGGGUAAACAAACUAUGGGUACUCCCUCUGCUGUAAUCAACCGACGUACCGAUAACAAGCUGUAUCGUAUUCAGACCGGUCAGACACCUAUUGUUCGCCCCGCACUUCACAAUGAAUACGGUUUUGACAAUUUCCCUAACGGUGCUAAUGCCAUUGUCGCUGUUAUUUCUUACACUGGUUACGAUAUGGAGGAUGCUAUGAUUUUGAACAAGUCUGCUCACGAACGUGGUUUCGGUUACGGUACUGUCUACAAGUCUGAGAUUAUCGAUCUUUCAGAAUACCGUACACACGGUGAACCUAUUUCCUAUCACUUUGGACUCGAUCCCACUAAGCGCAAGAAGUUCAUGGGCAAGAUCGGUGAUGAUGGUCUGCCUCACAUCGGUGCCCACUUGGAGGCUGAUGAUCCUCUCUGCUCUUACAUUGACGAGUCUACUGGCCGUUCGGUGAUCAAGAAGUGGAAGGGACCUGAAGAUGCGUACGUUGAUGAAGUUCGUCUGUUGGGUGAUGACUCUGGUACAUCUCCCCUCCAGAAGAUUCACAUCAAGCUUCGUAUCACUCGUUCCCCAGUUAUUGGUGAUAAGUUUUCAUCUCGUCACGGACAAAAGGGUGUCUGCUCUCAAAAGUGGCCCGCUGUCGACAUGCCUUUCACAGAGAGUGGUAUGCAGCCAGAUAUCAUCAUUAACCCUCACGCUUUCCCCUCCCGUAUGACAAUUGGUAUGUUUGUCGAGAGUAUGGCAGCCAAGGCUGGUGCUCUUCACGGUAUUGCACAAGACAGCACACCAUUCAAGUUCAAUGAAAAGUACACCGCAGCAGAUUACUUUGGUGAACAGCUUAUUGCUGCAGGUUACAAUUAUCACGGUAAUGAAGCCAUGUACUCUGGUAUUACUGGUGAAGAAUUGAAGAUGGAUAUCUACAUUGGUGUUGUCUACUACCAACGUCUCAGACACAUGGUUAACGAUAAGUUCCAAGUGCGUACAACGGGUCCUGUGCACAAUUUGACUAUGCAGCCCGUCAAGGGUCGUAAGCGUGCAGGUGGUAUUCGUUUCGGUGAGAUGGAGCGUGAUUCUUUAUUGGCACACGGUACAAGUUUCUUGCUUCAGGAUCGUUUGAUGAACUGUUCCGAUUAUUCAAGAGCUCAUGUCUGCAGAUUGUGCGGUUCGAUCGUUUCUCCCAUUUCUACAAAGGUCGCUUCUUCACUUUCAUCGAAGCAGCACUACGAAUGCCGAAGCUGUGGUACAUCAAAGGGCAUUGAUCUUGUCGCAAUUCCUUAUGUAUUUAGAUACCUCACUACUGAACUCAUGAGUAUGGGUAUCCGCCUCACACUGGGUAUUGCACCAGGAGCCGAAGAUUACAAAAAGUAAAGAAAACUGCAAGACUAUAAACAAAUUUGAGAGAGAGGGGAAAAAAAGCGCAAAAGUUCAUCCACCACAUUAAAUUAUCAAUUUUACAUUCUUUUUUUUUAUAAUCAUAACUCAAAAACACAAUUACACAAUUACACCCAUAUAUAUAUAUAUAAAAAUAGCAAAAGAAAUGAAAGGAAGACAUUGGGAUAUUCUAUUAUGAACUUGUUUUGAAAUCUGUAUAUUAAACAACAAGACAUAGCGGAAGAAGAAGAUAAAGUAGAAGAAGUAUAUAUAUAUAUAUAUAUAUAUAUUCUUUGAUUAGAUACAAUAUAUGAGCUGUGGAUAUAUAAAUCGGUUGCCUUUAUAUUAUU
Phycomyces blakesleeanus NRRL 1555(-) is the source of this 3830-nucleotide messenger RNA. RefSeq lists its product as hypothetical. Gene Ontology annotation, molecular function: ribonucleoside binding; DNA-directed RNA polymerase activity; DNA binding. Lineage: Eukaryota; Fungi; Mucoromycota; Mucoromycetes; Mucorales; Phycomycetaceae. The transcript has 8 exons. Bases 1 to 3477 code for a protein of 1158 amino acids. Gene Ontology annotation, cellular component: nucleus; RNA polymerase I complex. Gene Ontology annotation, biological process: DNA-templated transcription. The record is from RefSeq and is a predicted model, not a curated record.